CCUCAGCCCAGCAGCUGGCUGCCUGCUCUCGGAGGCGGAGGGGAGCAGAGGGAGGCUGAGAGGCAGCCCCUGGGACCCCCCCCCCGUCGCCCCCAGCAGCGCGGGAGAACUUGGCUGCUUCUCCUCCAACUUCGGUGGGAGCUGAGGGGGGUCCUCCUCUUCCUCCUCUUUGCCAAGGAGGCCUCAGCCAACAGACCUGGAAGAAGUCUUUGUCUUGGAGUUAACAGAGUGGAGUUUUGAGACCAUUCAUCAUGAAGAGCAUAGCAGAAGGAGGGUUCAGAGUAACUGCUUUCCUAUUCAUAGUUCAAGCAGUUUCUGCUAUGGUACUUCCCAAUGCAACAGACUUUGAGGAGCUACUGGAAAAAUACAUGGAUGAAGAUGGUGAAUGGUGGGUUGCCAAGCAAAGAGGAAAAAGAGCUAUCACUGACAGUGACAUGCAGAGUAUCUUGGAUCUUCAUAAUAAAUUACGGGGUCAGGUUUAUCCACAAGCUUCCAAUAUGGAAUAUAUGACAUGGGAUGUAGAGUUGGAAAGAUCAGCACAAUCCUGGGCGGAGACAUGUCUUUGGGAACAUGGUCCUGCAAGUCUUCUUCCCUCCAUCGGACAGAACUUGGGAGCACAUUGGGGAAGAUAUAGACCACUAACAUUUCAUGUCCAAGCGUGGUAUGAUGAAGUGAGAGAUUUUAGCUAUCCUUAUCCUCAAGAAUGCAACCCUUACUGCCCCUAUAGAUGUUCUGGUCCCGUAUGCACUCAUUAUACGCAGGUGGUAUGGGCAACAAGUAGCAGAAUAGGUUGUGCUGUUAACUUGUGCCAUAACAUGAAUGUCUGGGGGCAGAUAUGGCCAAAAGCAAUUUACCUGGUGUGCAAUUAUUCACCCAAGGGUAAUUGGUGGGGACAUGCACCAUAUAAGCAUGGCCGCCCAUGUUCUGCAUGUCCACCUAGUUUUGGAGGAGGCUGUAGAGAAAACCUUUGUUAUAAAGAGGGUUCAGAAAGAGUUUAUUCUCCAGAGAUGGAAACCAAUGAGAUUGAACGACAGCAGCCACAUGUGCAGGAGACAUCACAAAAUCGAUUAAGGUCUCAUUUGUCUUCCUCUGAUGACAGUGAAAGAAAUGAUGUCAUCAGCAAACAACAAAUGUCUCAAAUUGUUUCAUGUGAAGUGCGACUGAGGGACCAAUGCAAAGGAACAACUUGUAAUAGGUAUGAAUGUCCUGCUGGCUGUUUGGACAGUAAUGCCAAAGUUGUGGGAAGUGUUCAUUAUGACAUGCAAUCAAGCAUUUGCCGAGCUGCAAUACAUUAUGGAAUCCUUGACAAUGAUGGUGGCUGGGUUGAUGUUACCAGACAAGGAAGAAAACACUAUUUUAUUAAGUCCUAUAGAAAUGGAGUACAGUCAAUUGGCAAGUACCAGUCUGCUAAUUCCUUCACAGUCUCUAAAGUAACAGUACAAGCAAUCACUUGUGAAACAACUGUUGAACAAUUAUGUCCAUUUUACAAGCCAGCCACACAUUGCCCAAGGGUCUAUUGUCCUCACAACUGCAUGCAGGCAAAUCCACACUAUGCACGAGUAAUUGGAACACAAAUUUAUUCUGAUAUAUCUAGCAUCUGUCGGACAGCUGUACAUGCUGGGGUAAUUCGCAAUGAAGGGGGCUUUGUUGAUAUCAUGCCAGUGGAUAAAAGAAGAAUGUACAUUGCUUCAUUUCAAAAUGGCAUUUUUUCAGAAAGUUUACAGAAUCCGCCAGGAAGUAAAGCAUUCAGAGUGUUUGCUGUGGUUUAAAGGCUACCAUAAAACUUAUAAAAACAAUAUCAAAAGACAGUGUUUGGAAGAAGAGAAAUAAAAUUCCAUUUCAUCCACUUCCUGGAGUUUGU
Messenger RNA from Sceloporus undulatus (fence lizard), 1861 nucleotides. RefSeq names its product cysteine rich secretory protein LCCL domain containing 1 (gene CRISPLD1). Gene Ontology annotation, cellular component: extracellular region. The transcript has 15 exons. The record is from RefSeq and is a predicted model, not a curated record. Bases 252 to 1769 code for a protein of 505 amino acids. Lineage: Eukaryota; Metazoa; Chordata; Lepidosauria; Squamata; Phrynosomatidae.